Molecule: messenger RNA, 858 nt
Organism: Castor canadensis (American beaver)
Lineage: Eukaryota; Metazoa; Chordata; Mammalia; Rodentia; Castoridae
Gene: Cby3
Product: chibby family member 3
Source: RefSeq, a predicted model, not a curated record
AUGGGCCCCGACGGGUCUCAGUCGGAUCCCGACCCGGGCUGCCGUGCUCGGCCUGGACUGCACAGACAGCGCUUUUGCAGGGGUGGGCCAGUCCAAGGUCAAAGCCAUUGCCCACCGGCCUCGCGGUUUGCAAGGCUCAACCUCCAGCGAGCAGGCUGCUCACCCGAACAUUUGCUCCUCAGCAGUGCCACUGGCUCGCCUUCGUCAUUCAGGACACCAGGGCUCCGGAGGCAAGGCCUGCGACCCUGCGGCGCCCCUCCUGCCACCUGCGCGCCUUCCGAGGCCCACCCAUCGCUGGCCCUGGAGGCCUUCGAGUGUCUGGCUUCGAGUCACGCAAGCCGCCUGGGGGAGCAGCUGCGGCAAUUCUGGGCUGACCACUUUUCGCGGCGAUUCUCGCCACGGCGGCCGCCACUGCGCCGCAUCUCCUCCAUGUCCACCUUCUACCUGCUGGACCACCGCACGCGCCAGGCGGAGCUGGGCCUCAGCUACGGCGCGCCGCGCACGCGCCUCAGCGACGAGGCCUUCGUGUUCCGCGGAGGCCGGUGGGCCUCGGAGUGCCAGCUGACGCGGCCGCGGCCACCGCUGCCCUCGCCGGCCAUCGCGAGCUGGAAGCCGCCGCAGGUGCACCGAGCCAAGAGUCAGGUGCUGUUGGAGGAGAACAACUACCUGAAGCUGCAGCAAGAGCUGCUCAUGGAUAUGCUCACUGAGACCACGGCGCGCAUGCGCCUGCUGGAGAAGAAGCUCGACCCCGAGGUCAGCCCGACGGCCGCGGCGCGCGCCUGGCAGAGGAAGAUGCGCAAGCGCGAAGGCGCCGGCGGCGUGCUCAUGAUCCAGCCUCGCGCUCUGGAGUCGCGGUGA